AUGCGGAUUACUUUGAGCACUAACGAUCCAGUAAUGGCGUUCACUCAACCAGGAAAGGUGUUUUGCGUCCUUGAAUUUGCAAAAACUGGAUCAUGGACACUUGUUCAACAUGCAUUUCCCAGUAGCAAGCAAGCGCUUUCAUUCUCACUGCCUAUCUCUCGCCCCCCCCCCUCUCUCUCUCUCUCUCUCUCUCUCAGUUCUCUGUCUGUUUGUCUUUCUUUCUUUCUUUCUUUCUUUCUUUCUUUCUUUCUUUCUUUAUGUUUCUUCUCUCUCUCUUUCUCGCACGCUGUGUCUCUCUCAACUCUCUGGAAAAGUUAUGAAGACACAGAUUUGGAUUCGCUUCUACUUUGUAGGGGUUUGAGAGGGAACCAAUCACUCUCUCUCUCUCUCUCUCUCUCUCUCUCUCUCUCUCUCUCUCUCUCUCUCUCUCUCAUACACACACACACACACUCUCUCUCUCACUCUCUCUCUAACUCUCUCUCAUCUCUCUCCCUCUCUCUCACUAUCUCUUUCUCACUCUCUCUCGCUCUCUCUCUCACUCUCUCAAACUAUAAUUUUUCAUCGCGUUUAGGAUUUCUUAUUGGGAAAUGGCCAACCAUUCUGCUCAGAGUUUUAUUGAAAUCCUAUAUCUUAUAUUUGCGCUUUCUGUUAAAAUGCUUAUUUCUCUCUCUCUCUCUCUCUCUCUCUCUCUCUCUCUCUAUCUAUCUAUCUAUCUAUCUAUCUACCUACCUAAACUUUUAUUUCUAUACUUCUCUCAACUAA
This is a messenger RNA of Acanthosepion pharaonis, 762 nucleotides long. NCBI's taxonomy places the organism in Eukaryota, Metazoa, Mollusca, Cephalopoda, Sepiida, Sepiidae. The record is from the annotation of a GenBank genome assembly.